UGAGAGGAUCGGCGGUUCGGCGGAUAGUGUGCAUGUGCAUGUGGGUGCCAGUGAAACGUCGUUGUUGACUUGUUGCCGCAUUGGGCUUUGCUUUGGCUAUACUCUGUUGAAAGUUGACACCAUGGCCUCACAAGACUUGGAUAUCAAGGAUUAUUAUGUUGAGGAUGCAGAUUCUUGUACAGAAAGUGAACUAAUGAGUAUUUUUCCACUGAAGUAUAGAGUGAGUAAGAAAAUCUCUCUAUCUGACAGCUCCAGAAACACAGCAUAUGUUAAAAUUGCUGUUGGUGCCUCAGAAGAAUCACUUGCUAUUGGAAGUAAGAACGGAGAGGUCAGCUGCUAUGAUUGCAAUGUUGGGAACUCACUCUCUACCUUCAAGGCACAUGAGCAAGAAGUGACAGGCAUAAGAUAUUGUCCCACAAACAACAAAAUAGUUUAUUCUUGCAGUGUGGAUGGUACAGUGAAAGUAAGGGACAUGAGAAGCAACCAGUUUGAGCACACUUAUGAGUACAAAAAUGAGGGUGGUAAGGGGAUGCCAUUCACUUGCCUCGACUUGAAUAAUACUGGAGAAUUUCUUUGCACUGGAACCACGUUUAUAAAUGAGGAUGCAUACCUUCUCUUCUGGGACGUCAGGAAACAACAACAGCUUCUUGGGGCGUACGCUGACAGUCAUUCAGACGAUGUGACUGCAGUUCACUUCCACCCUUAUAAACGAGCUGAGCUAGCCUCGGCUGCUAUGGAUAACCUCAUCAAUAUAUUUGAUGUUUCGAAGUCAUCAGAGUCCGAUGCUUUCACUCAGUGCAUUAAUUUUGAAACGACUCCAGAUUCGAUCAUCUGGGACAGCCACCAAGAUCACGAAAGUAAACUGUUUGCAAUUAAUUUUUCUCAGGUAAUUCAGUAUUGGGAUAUUGAAGACACGGAACCUCUUGCUGAUCUCAAGCCCAAGAAAUACUGCAAAGCAAUGAGGCGUACCACCCCAGAACAGUGUCAUUUCCUCUCCUUAAACUACACCAAAACUCAGGACCCUAUUUUGAUGUUUGGCUCUAACCUGGGACUUUCGACUCACGUAAAUGCAUGUAUCAGAACGCUGCGUUUCGACAGGAACAAGAAAAUGCUGUUCCCUCACUCGGCGCUCGAGCUGCAAGGCAGCAAAACAGUCGAGGUGUUCGACAGUGUCUACCUUCCUAACUCUGAUAUCUUCGUAACCCUCGAAAAUGGAAGCCUGAAGUACUGGUCGCCCCAACACAAGAAGAGAAACUUGGCUGAGGAUGCGGUCUCGGGUGAAGAACUCAGUUUCAACCUUAAGAAGCAAAAAUUGUGAUAUCAAUGCAAAAAAUGACCACAAACAAUACAUUUUCUUUUUA
Hyalella azteca is the source of this 1361-nucleotide messenger RNA. Its product is annotated as WD repeat-containing protein 89. The coding region runs from base 122 to 1318 and encodes 398 amino acids. The transcript is spliced from 2 exons. The record is from RefSeq and is a predicted model, not a curated record. Gene Ontology annotation, molecular function: protein binding. NCBI's taxonomy places the organism in Eukaryota, Metazoa, Arthropoda, Malacostraca, Amphipoda, Hyalellidae.